GAGUAUUUUCAGCGCAGUGGGGUGGAGGGGAGACACACUGGGAUGCAAGACCACUUCCUCAGCGUGUUUGACAAGAUCAGAGCAGCGUGUCACUGUGCGACGCGCUCAGUGAUUUGUUAUUGCCAUGUUUGAUUUAUAAGCGUGUUUCUGACCACAUGGAGACAGGGGGGGAGCAGGCGCUGCAGUGCUCCAGCAUAGGAGCCGAGCAGGGCAUCAACACCUGGGUGGAGGGCACACUGGUAUCUGUGGACCACGCUAUGCUUGGAGUGGGUGACUGCGCCGGGGUACCAGAGGACAGCCGGCCCAACAGCGUUUUUAAGAAACAUCAGCAUAAACACAACCUGAGACACCGGUAUGAACUGCUAGAGACGCUGGGCAGAGGAACAUACGGCAAAGUGAAGCGGGCCCUGGAGAAACACACUGGUAUGGAGGUGGCAAUCAAGUCCAUCAGGAAGGAGAAGAUAAAGGACAUGCAGGACAUGGUUCACAUCAGGAGGGAGAUAGAGAUCAUGUCCGCGCUACAGCACCCACACAUCAUCUCCAUCUAUGAAGUGUUUGAGAACAAGGAUAAGAUCGUGAUAGUGAUGGAGUAUGCCAGUAAAGGAGAGCUAUACGACUAUGUCAGCGAGAGACAGCGUCUCAGCGAGAGAGAGACCAGACAUUUCUUCAGACAGAUCGUCUCUGCAGUCCAUCACCUUCACAAGAAUGGGGUGGUUCACAGGGAUUUGAAACUUGAAAAUGUUCUUCUGGAUGAAAACUAUAACAUCAAGAUUGCAGACUUUGGUCUUUCUAACCUGUACCAUAAAGACAAGCUGCUACAAACCUUCUGCGGUAGUCCUCUCUACGCUUCUCCAGAGAUUGUCAAUGGGUGGCCCUAUCAUGGCCCAGAGGUGGACAGCUGGGCUCUUGGGGUUCUCCUCUACACCCUGGUGUAUGGAACCAUGCCUUUUGAUGGAGGAGAUCACAUGAAACUCAUACAACAAAUUAGCAAUGGGGAGUACAGAGAACCCACUCAAUCAUCAGAUGCUCGUGGCCUGAUCCGCUGGAUGCUGAUGGUGAACCCCAAACGGCGGGCAACAGUAGAAGACAUAGCCAACCACUGGUGGGUCAACUUGGGUUGGAAGACCAGUGUUUGUGACUGCAAGAGCCAGCAGAACCAGGGCUCGCCAGUGCUAGCCCGCUUCACUGACUGGCAGAAUCGCACUGCCAACACCGAGUGUACACCACAGCCUGUGCCCCCCCACACAGGUUGUCCAAGAUCAAAAAAAUCUGAGAAGAAGAAUGAAAGUGAAAUCCAUCAAGUAAGUUCAGUGGGGGAAGACAAACAAAGGCAUAAGAGGCCCAAGGGGAUCCUGAAGAUCCGAGUUCCUGACCAAAGGUCUAAAAGUCUGGGGGAGCUAGAGUUAAGGCAGUCUCUGUACUUUUACGAUGAAGGGGUCACUUUUAGCAGUGAUGGGAAAGGAAGAGCAGGGAUCGAAGAAGAGGAUGAGAAUGAAGGUGAGAUCUGGGCGGGUGGGUCUCCGGCUAAGAUAGUUCCUACCCUUCCGAAGAAGGGCAUUCUUAAGAAAAGCCAGCAGCAUCAGAGAGAGUCCGGUUAUCACUCAUCUCCUGAAUGUAGCAAAUUGUCUGAGCUGUUUGGAGGCAGCGCUGCUCUGAUGCCCCCACCAACCAGUUCACCAGCAAAGAGGCCUGUAGGAAGAAGGGGCAUUUUGAAAUGCAAUGGGAGGUUCUCCCCAUCCAUCCAAGGGCGAGAUCCACUUCCUCCUUCAGUACCAUUCCACUCUGAGGGAAGUAACAGUGGUAACUCUGGCCUUUCUCGCAGCCAAAGCCGACCAUCCAGCAUCAUCUCAGAGAUCAGCCUGUCCAGCAUUUCAUCUGUGGACUCAGGCUGGUCCUUAAGUUCUCCCCAGCCCAGCAUCCGGGCCUGCAUGUCAGCUGAAGAUCUCCUCCAGUUAGCAGCCCACAGAGGCCUCAAGGCUGUUCCAGGACCACUGUAUUGUGGGAGGGUGACUGACCUGACCCCUCCUUCCCCUGAAGAGAAUGGUAGCUUCUCUCUGCUAGAGGACAUGGAUGAUGUGACCCAGUUCUACCAGAAGUCACUAGACAUCACUUGUACAAUGACUGAACCUUAG
Messenger RNA from Myripristis murdjan (pinecone soldierfish), 2132 nucleotides. Its product is annotated as NUAK family SNF1-like kinase 1. Gene Ontology annotation, biological process: protein phosphorylation; microtubule cytoskeleton organization; intracellular signal transduction. Gene Ontology annotation, molecular function: ATP binding; tau-protein kinase activity. Bases 156 to 2132 code for a protein of 658 amino acids. NCBI's taxonomy places the organism in Eukaryota, Metazoa, Chordata, Actinopteri, Holocentriformes, Holocentridae. The record is from RefSeq and is a predicted model, not a curated record. Gene Ontology annotation, cellular component: cytoplasm. The transcript has 7 exons.